This is a messenger RNA of Eurypyga helias (sunbittern), 1377 nucleotides long. RefSeq names its product t-complex-associated-testis-expressed 1 (gene TCTE1). Gene Ontology annotation, molecular function: protein binding. The coding region runs from base 1 to 1377 and encodes 458 amino acids. Gene Ontology annotation, biological process: flagellated sperm motility. The record is from RefSeq and is a predicted model, not a curated record. The transcript is spliced from 4 exons. NCBI's taxonomy places the organism in Eukaryota, Metazoa, Chordata, Aves, Eurypygiformes, Eurypygidae. Gene Ontology annotation, cellular component: sperm flagellum.
AUGCAGCGGUCAGCGGCUGGUGACAGGGGCACAGCCAUUCCCUCACUGUAUCCAUCCCGGACCAGCCUCGCUGCUGACUUGUGCUACACACACCGUGUCAUUGAGGAUCCCAAGUGGUCCCUUGUCACCGUCCCCCACCUCACUGAGCUCUGCCUCCAGCACAUCGUUCACAAUUUUGAAAAGAACCCUAUUUUGGACCGUCUUCUGCCUGAGCACCUAAGGAAGGUGCUGGACAGGCUCUCCACCAGCCUUCCUCUUGCUGUGACUGCCAACCUAAUAAGCGAUGAGGAUUACUGGAAGAGGUGCUGCACGGAGCGCUGGCAAGUGUGUGCCAUCGCCAACCAUGGAGGCAGCUGGAAACGGAUGUUCUUUGAACGUCACCUGGAGAACGUCCUGAAACGCUUCAUCCCUAACAUCACGGACCCCAACCAGGUCCUAGAGCUCAUCCCGCUCUGCAAAGACUAUGUGCAGAAACUGGAGGUGGAUCAGUUCCUGCCACCGGUGAAGGUGGAUCAAAAGGAGAAGAGGGAUGACAUCUUUAAUAGGGGGAGUGAUUUGGGGUUCAGUGAGGUCUCUGUGCAUCACUACGACCUGGGAGUCCUCAUUACAGCUCUCCCUCACCUCAAAGAGCUCCAUCUCACUUAUGGCGUGAAGGACUGCGGCAUGAACUUCGAGCGGAACCUCUUUAACAUCACCUACCAGGACUGCUGCAACCUGGCUGUCGCUGUGAAGAUGUGCCACAGCUUGAAGGUUUUCAAGCUGACGCGCAGCAAAGUGGAUGAUGACAAGACCAGACUGCUGGUCCGUAACUUGCUGGAUCACCCCAGCUUGGUGGAGCUGAACUUGUCCCACAAUCUCAUCAGGGACAAGGGGGCACGAGCUGUUGGCAAGCUGCUCAACCACAGCAGGCUAGAAAUCCUCGACCUGUGUAACAACCACAUCUCUCACCGAGGGGCUGAGGCUCUUGCUCAAGCUCUGGCCGAGAACUCCACCCUGACCUCCCUGAAUCUGCACCACAACUACGUGGAGGACGGCGGUGGGGAGGCGAUCGGCCGUGCCCUGCUGACCAACACCACCCUGAAGUCCAUCCACCUGGGAAGUAACAACCUGGCGGAAUCCACUGCUGCGCUUUUCUCCUGGGUCCUGGCUCAGAACAUCACCCUGACGAGCAUCAACUUCUCAUGCAACCACCUGGGGCGGAUUGGUGGCAAGCAGCUCCUUGGUGGGCUGGUGGAUAACAAGGCUUUGACCGAGUUCGACCUCCGCCUGACAGAGGUGGGCCAGGAGACCGAGUACCUCAUCCACCAAAUCGUGUGGGCCAACCGGGAAGCGGCAAGGCUGGGGUCUCUGCAGCACCCCCCUACCCAAACCCUUUGA